Auanema sp. JU1783 is the source of this 252-nucleotide messenger RNA. The record is from the annotation of a GenBank genome assembly. NCBI's taxonomy places the organism in Eukaryota, Metazoa, Nematoda, Chromadorea, Rhabditida, Rhabditidae.
AUGUGGCCUAUAUUGUAUGCUUUUGGAACCAAGUUUUCAAGGUAUUUAGUUCUACCAGUUGCCGCUGUAAUUGGCACUGCAGGCUACUACUUAGAACGGAAAUUCGUGCCGAAAAGGCCAACCAUUGAAUAUUUGGAGUCAUCUAUACAGGAUCAACGUGCCAAAAGACAGUCAGACAGCCCAGACCUUAAGAUUAAGGACAUAAUUUCACCUAAUACUCUGAAUAUUUUGAAGCCUGCAGAAGACAAAUAG